CCGCCGGGGCCUCGGGCGUUCGGGCUGGGGAUGGCCGCGGCAGCCGAGCCCGGGGCCCAGGCCUGGCGGGCCAGCGGCUCCCCGAGCCCCGGCAGCCCGGCCUGCAGCCCGGUGUUGGGCGCCGGAGGCCGCGCACAUCUGAAGCUAGAGCGGGCGGGUGGCCACGCUACGCCGGGCCAUAGCUUCCGCAAGGUGACGCUCACCAAGCCCACCUUCUGCCACCUCUGCUCCGACUUCAUCUGGGGUCUGGCUGGCUUCCUGUGCGACGUCUGCAACUUCAUGUCCCAUGAGAAAUGCCUGAAGCAGGUGAAGACCCCAUGCACGAGCAUCGCGGCCAGCCUAAUAAGGGUCCCUGUAGCCCACUGCUUUGGGCCCCUUGGGCUCUACAAGCGCAAGUUCUGUGCAGUCUGCCGCAAGGGCCUGGAGGCACCCGCGUUCCGGUGUGAAGUGUGUGAGCUGCACGUUCACCCCGACUGUGUGCCCUUCGCCUGCAGCGACUGCCGUCAGUGCCAUCAGGAUGGACACCAGGACUAUGACAUAUACCACCAUCACUGGCGGGAGGGAAACCUGCCUUCUGGCGCACGCUGUGAAGUCUGCAGGAAGACUUGUGGCUCCUCGGAUGUGUUGGCUGGUGUGCGCUGCGAGUGGUGUGGUGUACAGGCCCACUCAGUGUGCUCUACAGCGCUUGCCCCUGAGUGCACAUUUGGGCGUCUGCGUUCCAUGAUCCUGCCUCCUGCAUGUGUGCGCCUGCUGUCCCGCAACUUCAGCAAGAUGCAUUGCUUCCGAAUACCUGAGACCAUAACCCUGGAGCUUGGUGAUGGGGAUGAAGGCCUAGAUGGAAGUGCUACCACAGGUGCAGGCAGAGAGGUGCUGGCAGCUACAGAAUCAAGUAAACAGAUCCUGAAGGUCUUUGAUGGUAAUGACUCCAUGAGGAAAAAUCAGUUCCGCCUGGUCACAGUGUCCCGCCUGGCCAGGAAUGAGGAGGUGCUGGAGGCAGCACUGCGAGCCUACCAUGUCAGUGAGGACCCUAGGGACUUUGAACUUCAAGCACUGCCCCUGUCCUCAAUAGCUGGUGAUGCCCAGGCCUUGGGGAAGGCUGGGAAUGGUGGGACCACUGACGAAGAGACCAACAGAAGCUCUGGGCCCAGAGAUUCCAUGCCUGAGGCCUGGGUCAUCCGCUCUUUGCCCCGUGCUCAGGAGAUUUUGAAGAUCUACCCUGGCUGGCUUAAGGUGGGUGUAGCCUACGUGUCCAUCCGUGUGACCCCACAGAGCAUAGCACGGACAGUGGUGCAAGAGGUCCUCCCACUGUUUGGACGCCAGGCUGAGGAUCCAGAGAGCUUCCAGCUGGUUGAGGUGCUCAUGGGCAGCAGGCAAGUCCAGCGGACAGUGCUCGUGGAUGAGGAGCCCCUGCUAGACCGGCUUUGGGACAUCCGACAGACAUCUGUGCGUCAGGUGAGCCAGACGCGGUUCUACAUUGCUGAGAGCAAGCCCAUGGCCCCACAUGUCUCCCUGUUCGUGGGUGGCCUGCCUCCUGGCCUGUCCCCUCAGGACUACAGCAACCUGCUGCAUGAGGCUAUGGCCACCAAAGCUGCUGUGGUGUCCGUGAGUCAUGUCUACUCCUUACAAGGUGCGGUGGUUCUGGAUGUCACUUGUUUCGCAGAGGCUGAACGGCUAUACAUGCUGGUCAGGGACACAGCGGUGCAUGGCCGGCCACUGACUGCACUGGUGCUUCCAGAUGUACUGCACACGAAGCUGCCCUCUGACUGCUGUCCCCUCCUCGUGUUUGUGAACCCCAAGAGUGGGGGCCUCAAGGGCAGAGACCUGCUCUACAGUUUCCGGAAGCUGUUAAACCCACAUCAGGUCUUUGAGCUGACUAACGGGGGACCUCUUCCUGGGUUCCACAUGUUUUCCCAGGUGCCUUGUUUUCGGGUGCUGGUAUGUGGUGGGGAUGGCACUGUGGGCUGGGUGCUCACUGCCCUAGAGGAGACAAGGCACCAUCUUGCUUGCCCGGAGCCAUCUGUGGCCAUCCUACCUCUGGGAACAGGGAAUGACCUUGGCCGAGUCCUCCGCUGGGGGGCAGGCUAUAGUGGUGAGGACCCAUUCUCCAUGUUGGUGUCUGUGGAUGAGGCUGAUUCUGUGCUUAUGGACCGCUGGACCAUUCUCCUGGAUGCCCGUGAGACUGGUAGUAUGGAGAACAGUGUGGUGGACACAGAGCCCCCCAAGAUUGUUCAGAUGAGUAACUACUGUGGCAUUGGUAUCGACGCAGAGCUCAGCCUAGACUUCCACCUGGCACGGGAGGAGGAGCCUGGCAAGUUCACAAGCAGGUUCCACAACAAGGGUGUGUAUGUGCGUGUAGGGCUGCAGAAGAUCAGCCACUCUCGCAGCCUGCAUAAAGAGAUCCGACUGCAGGUGGAGCAACAGGAAGUGGAGCUGCCCAGUAUUGAGGGCCUCAUCUUCAUCAACAUCCCCAGCUGGGGUUCAGGGGCUGACCUGUGGGGCUCUGACAGUGACUCAAGAUUUGAGAAACCGCGCAUGGACGACGGGCUUUUGGAGGUGGUGGGUGUGACAGGUGUCAUGCACAUGGGACAGGUACAGGGUGGGUUGCGCUCAGGAAUCCGCAUCGCCCAGGGCUCCUACUUCCGUGUCACUCUCCUCAAGGCUAUUCCAGUGCAGGUGGAUGGUGAGCCCUGGGUUCAGGCCCCGGGGCACAUGAUCAUCUCUGCUGCUGGCCCUAAGGUUCACAUGCUGAGGAAAGCCAAGCAGAAGCCCAAGAAGGCUGGAGCCAUCAAAGAUACCCGAGUGGACAACUUGCCUGUUCCUGAGGGCAACACUAAGUAGAGGGGCCAAGAUAAGGGGUCAGACUCAAUCUUAUCUCUGUUCCAAGUUAGCUGCUCACUGGCAGGGGACUUAAGUUAUAGCCCUAACCACAGCAUCUUCCUGGAGCCUGAGACAUUUCCAGCCCUUGUCUUAUUGUUACAUGGAAACUGCUAGGUAGAUGGUGGCUGUUGCUCUGCCCUAGAACCAGCCUGUUGGUGAGCAUGGGGCUCUGGCUCGCCUGCCCUCUGCUUGAGGCUGGUGCUCUAUCUCCUUGUCAAUCACAGGAAGUUCUAGGGAAAGGAGGCAGAGCCCAGGGGACACCCCUUCCUUUAAGCUCUCGGGUCUGGCAGCACUGGAUGCAGGCCAUCCAGAUGGGCCUCUGACCUCAUUUUGUGCACCUAAAUGCUCCAGGGAAGCUAGCCCUGUGCAGCCCUGGCCUAGCAGAUGUACAAUGUUGCCAGCUCCUCAUCCCCACGACAGGGGAGGUAUGGUAGGGUAUACACAGUACCCUGUCGUUUAUUGGCCUCACAGAUGGCAGCUAUUGUUUGCAAAGCCUAGGCAGUGUGUUAUGUCUGGCAGUCCUUCCCUAAGGCCCUGAGGGGACAAACUGCACCUGGGUACAAGGAACCUUUUGUCUAUUCUGAGGCCUCACCAUUGCAGCAGCAGUUGGGAGUGGGUACUCAUAAGGGACCAUAUGUGGGGCUGGAUGGUGCCUGCAAAUGACACUUGUUGGUCUAAGAGUGGUCUGAAUGCCCUCAGACUUGACUGUAGCACUUUAUACACAUGCUGCUCCCCAGCCAGCAGUCUGUAGUUCUGCAUAGCUGUAGAGCUCCCACUCUGGCUCCUAUGUCCACUAGGUAUCUCUGCUGACCAGCCUUGCUGGGAGCACCAUGCUCACAGAAUGAGACAAAGCUGUUUCCUCCACAUGCCCAAGAAUUCACUGAUGUACUUCAUACCCUGGAGGUGGAACAGGCCUGUAAGCCGUUAAUUGGAGGCUUUUCUGUGUUACAAAGCAAGACGGUUUUAAAGACAUGGGGUGGAGCUAGGAAAGUAUCUCAGGAGUAGAGUGCUUGGUUACUUAGUGCAAGACUCUAGGCUCACACCAACCUUGUUCCCCAUUCUCAUCCCCCUCCCCCCACAAAUCCUGUUAUAGGUAUUGUGAGACAACCAAAGGUCCAGAUCCUUCCCUUUAGUCUGCUGGCACUGGGCUUGUACCACUCUCAGAAAUGGCUGUGGUGUGCCCAGGGUAUGUAUCCUACCUGGCCUGCACCCAGGUACCACCCCUUUCUGCUUUGCCAAAGCUGCACAAAUGCAUUGGACAACCACUUGUGGUCUCAGUGUAGCUGUUCCUCGUGUUUACAUCAUUUGAAAUCUUCAAAACCAGUCCUUUGUGGUGUUUUCACAUUGAUUUCAAUCUGUAGGAAUUGUUUAUAAAUUAUGGUCAUUGUGGCUUGUCCUCUGUAUUUAAAUGAGACUGUCCCAUGUGUGUGGUUUGUCCUGUCUAUAAUUUAUCACUACCUGAAUGUAAUCUAACUUAUACCCAGGACAAAUACAGUCUGGGCUUUGCUGUCUUCUA
Messenger RNA from Jaculus jaculus (lesser Egyptian jerboa), 4393 nucleotides. RefSeq names its product diacylglycerol kinase theta (gene Dgkq). The transcript has 23 exons. The coding region runs from base 31 to 2838 and encodes 935 amino acids. Lineage: Eukaryota; Metazoa; Chordata; Mammalia; Rodentia; Dipodidae. Gene Ontology annotation, biological process: diacylglycerol metabolic process; intracellular signal transduction; lipid phosphorylation. The record is from RefSeq and is a predicted model, not a curated record. Gene Ontology annotation, molecular function: ATP-dependent diacylglycerol kinase activity.